This is a messenger RNA of Hyphopichia burtonii NRRL Y-1933, 6183 nucleotides long. RefSeq names its product tetrafunctional fatty acid synthase subunit (gene FAS1). The record is from RefSeq and is a predicted model, not a curated record. The transcript has a single exon. Gene Ontology annotation, biological process: long-chain fatty acid biosynthetic process. NCBI's taxonomy places the organism in Eukaryota, Fungi, Ascomycota, Pichiomycetes, Serinales, Debaryomycetaceae. Bases 1 to 6183 code for a protein of 2060 amino acids. Gene Ontology annotation, molecular function: enoyl-[acyl-carrier-protein] reductase (NADH) activity; [acyl-carrier-protein] S-malonyltransferase activity; [acyl-carrier-protein] S-acetyltransferase activity. Gene Ontology annotation, cellular component: fatty acid synthase complex.
AUGUCAACCACACAUCGUCCAUUUUCAUUGAAUCACGGUUCAAUAGAACAUACUUUAUUAGUUCCAACUAAUAUUUUUUUCAAUUUUUCUCAAUUGAAAGAUCAAUUCUUAAAAGUUUUACCUGAACCAACUGAAGGUUUUGCUUCAGAUGAUGAACCUUCAUCUCCUGCUGAAUUGGUUGCUAAAUUUUUAGGUUUCACUGCUGAAUUGGUUGAUUCAAAUCAAGUUGGUCAAUUUGAUGAAGUUUUAAAAUUAACUUUAAAUGAAUUUGAAUCAAGAUUUUUGUCUAAUUCAGAUAUUCACACUUUUGCUUCAAAAUUAUUAGCCGAUGAAUCUUAUCCAACUACUCAUUAUAAAAUUAAACAAGUUAUUAAAAAUUAUUUUAAUGCUUUAAUUAAUUCAAAUACUAAAAUUGAAAAAUCAAAAUCUGAUUUAUUAUCAAAUGAUUUAAGUUCAAUUUAUGCUAUAUUUGGUGGUCAAGGUAAUACUGAUGAUUAUUUUGAAGAAUUAAGAGAAUUAUAUCAAAUGUAUAAUGGUUUAAUUUCAAACCUAAUCAAUAAAAUUGCUACUCAAUUAAAUCAUUUAGUUAAAACUACUGAAAAUGUUGAUAAAAUUUAUACUCAAGGUUUUGAUAUUUUAAAUUGGUUAAGAAAUCCUGAAAAAACUCCAGAUCAAGAUUAUUUAUUAAGUGUCCCUGUUUCUUGUCCUUUAAUUUGUGUUAUACAAUUAUGUCAUUACACUGUUACUUGUAAAACUUUAGGUUACACUCCUGGUGAAUUUAGAUCUUAUUUAUCCGGUUCCACUGGUCACUCUCAAGGUUUAGUUACUGCUAUUGCUAUUGCUUCUUCUGAUUCUUGGGAUAAUUUCUUUGAAAACUCUUUAAAAGCCAUUUCUUUAUUAUUCUUUAUUGGUUCAAGAUGUUUAAUCACUUAUCCAAGAACUACUUUACCUCCAACCAUGUUACAAGAUUCUUUAGAAAAUGGUGAAGGUAGACCAUCUCCAAUGUUAUCAAUUAGAGAUUUAUCAGUUGAUCAAGUUAAUGAUUUCAUUAAUCAAACUAAUAAACAUUUACCAAAUGAUAAACACGUUGCUAUCUCCUUGAUUAAUGGUGCUAGAAAUUUGGUUGUUUCUGGUCCUCCAGAAUCAUUAUAUGGUUUAAACUUAUCAUUAAGAAAUAAGAAAGCUCCUUCUGGUUUAGAUCAAGCAAGAAUCCCUCAUUCUGAAAGAAAAUUAAAAUUUUCAAAUCGUUUCUUACCAAUUUUUGCGCCAUUCCAUUCUCACUUAUUAUCUGAUGCUACUGAUUUAAUUUUAAAUGAUUUAGAAGCUAAUAACUUAUCCUUUAAUGAAAAAGAAAUUAAAAUUCCAGUUUUCGAUACUUUCAAUGGUGACAACUUCCAAAAUGGUGUCAAACUGGAAUCUGUUAUUGAAAGAGUUACUAAAUGUAUUACUCAAUUACCUGUCAAUUGGGAAUUAGCUACUAAUUUCAAAUCAACUCACUUAUUAGAUUUUGGUCCAGGUGGUGUUUCUGGUUUAGGGGUUUUAACUCAUAGAAAUAAAGAAGGUACUGGUUCAAGAAUUAUUAUUGCUGGUAGCUUGGAUGUUCAAAAUUCUGAUGAUGAAUAUGGUUUCAAACAAGAAAUCUUUAAUAAAUCUUCAAACUCAAUUAAAUGGGCUCCAAAUUGGUUGAAAGAAUUUAGUCCAAAAUUAGUCAAAACUUCUAAUGAUAAGGUUUUCGUUGAUACUAAAUUCUCAAGAUUAUUAGGUAGAGCUCCUUUAAUGGUUCCUGGUAUGACUCCAUCUACAGUUAAUCCAGAUAUUGUUGCUGCUACUAUUAAUGCUGGUUAUCACAUUGAAUUAGCCGGUGGUGGUUACUUCAGUGGUCCUCAUAUGGAAAAUGCUUUGAAAAAAGUUGUUGAAAAGAUUACUCCAGGUUCUGGUAUUGGUAUUAAUUUGAUUUAUGUUAAUCCAAGAAUGUUACAAUGGGGUAUUCCUUUAAUUAAAGAAUUGAGAGAAAGAAAUUUCCCAAUUCAAUCAAUGACUAUUGGUGCUGGUGUUCCUUCUUUAGAAGUUGCUACUGAAUAUAUUGAAACUUUAGGUUUAACUCACUUAGGUUUGAAACCUGGUUCAAUUGAUGCCAUUAGUCAAGUUAUCUCAAUUGCUAAAGCUCAUCCUAACUUUCCAAUUGUUUUACAAUGGACUGGUGGUAGAGGUGGUGGUCAUCACUCUUUUGAAGAUUUCAACCAACCUAUUUUACAAAUGUAUUCUAAGAUUAGAAGAUGCUCAAACAUUAUUUUAAUUGCUGGUUCUGGUUUUGGUUCGGAUGAAGAUACUUAUCCAUACUUGACUGGUUCAUGGUCUUCUGAAUUCAAUUAUCCUCCAAUGCCUUUCGAUGGUGUCUUAUUUGGAUCUCGUGUUAUGACUGCUAAAGAAGCUCAUACUUCUUUGGAUGCUAAAAAGGCUAUUGCCAGCUGUUCUGGUGUUCCAGAUUCUCAAUGGGAAAACACUUAUAAAAAGCCAACUGGUGGUAUUAUUACUGUUAGAUCUGAAAUGGGUGAACCAAUUCAUAAGAUUGCUACCAGAGGUGUUAUGUUCUGGAAAGAAUUGGAUGAAACCAUUUUCAAUUUACCAAAAAAUAAACUCUUAGAUGCUUUGAAUAAAAAGAAGGAUUACAUCAUUAAUAGAUUAAAUAAAGAUUUCCAAAAACCUUGGUUUGCUAAAAAUGCUACUGGUGUUUGUGAUUUACAAGAUAUGACUUAUCAAGAAGUUGCUAAUAGAUUAAUCGAAUUAAUGUAUGUUAAAAAAUCCGAAAGAUGGAUCGAUGUAUCAUUAAGAAAUUUCUUUGGUGAUUAUUUAAGAAGAGUUGAAGAAAGAUUCACUACUUCUGAAGGUUCUGAAUCUUUACUCCAAAACUAUAAUGUUUUGACUUCUAAUCCUCAAUCUUUCUCUGAUAAAUUCUUUGACAAAUUCCCAUUAGCUAAAGAACAAUUAAUCAAUGAAGAAGAUUGUGAUUACUUCUUAAUGUGCUGCUCUAGACCAACUCAGAAACCAGCUCCUUUUGUUCCUGUCUUGAAUGAAACUUUUGAAUUCUUUUUCAAGAAAGAUUCUUUAUGGCAAUCUGAAGAUUUGGAAGCUGUUGUUGACGAAGAUGUUCAAAGAACCUGUAUCUUACACGGUCCUGUGGCUGCUCAAUUUACUAAUGAAAUCAAUGAGCCAAUUAAAGAUAUUUUAGAUUCUAUUCACGAUGGUCACAUUGCAAGAUUAAUUAAAGAUGAAUAUGCUGGUGAUGAAUCUAAAAUUCCAGUUGUUGAAUACUUCGGUGGCCAACAACCUACUGCUAUUGCUGCUUCUGCUUCGGAUGAAAUCACUGAUGACGUCCGUGUCUUCAAAGUUGGUGCUGGAGAAUCUAUUUCCAAAGCUAAAUGGUUACAAAAAUUAGCUGGUGACAAAAUCAAUUGGUUACAUGCUUUCAUCACCACUGCUAGAAUUGUUCAAGGUUCAAACCAUGCUCCUAAUUCAACUCAAGAUAUUUUAGCUCCAGUUCCUAACUCAGUCACUAAGAUUGAAAAUCCAAAUGUUUCUUCUAAAACUAAAUUAACUGUUUUCGAAUCUGUUCAAGGUGACUUAAAACCGGUCGCUGAAAUCAAAUUAGUUAAAGAAAACAUUAUUGAAUUAUCUCUUAUUGAACAUAGAACUGCUGAUGGAAAGCCUGUUGCUUUACCAUUCUUGUAUAAAUAUAAUCCAAAUGAUGGUUUUGCUCCAAUCUUAGAAGUCAUGGAAGGUAGAAAUGAUAGAAUCAAAGAAUUUUACUGGAAACUAUGGUUUGGUCAUAACUAUCCUGUCGACUUUGACAUUGAUGUUCAAAAAACUAUUAUUGGUGACGAAAUCACUAUUACUUCUCAAGAUAUUGCUGAAUUCACUCAUGCUAUUGGUAACAAAUGUGAAGCUUUUGUUUCUAGACCUGGUAAAGAAAUUUUGGCUCCAAUGGACUUUGCUAUUGUUAUUGGUUGGAAAGCUAUUAUGAAAGCUAUCUUCCCAAAGACUGUUGAUGGUGAUUUAUUGAAAUUGGUUCACAUGUCUAAUGGUUAUAGAAUGAUUCCUGGUGCUGAACCUUUGAAAAAGGGUGACGUUGUCAGCUCAAGUGCUGAAAUCAAGGCUGUUAUUAAUCAAGCUUCUGGUAAAUUGGUUGAAGUUAUUGGUACCAUCUCUAGAGAUGAUAAACCUGUUAUGGAAGUUACUUCUCAAUUCUUAUACAGAGGUGACUACAAUGAUUAUGAAAAUACCUUCCAAAAGGUUACUGAAAAUCCAGUUCAAGUUCAUAUCAAAAACUCUAAAGACUUAGCUAUUUUAAGAUCUAAAGAAUGGUUCCACUUGGAAAAAGAAAUUGAAUUAUUGAACCAAACUUUAACUUUCAGAUGUGAAUCAACCUAUCAUUUCAAGAGUGCUGAUAUUUAUUCUUCCAUCAGAACCAAUGGUCAAGUCUUCUUAGAAUUACCAACUAAAGAAAUCAUCCAAGUUGGUUCUGUUGAUUAUGAAGCUGGUAAGUCUUAUGGUAAUCCAGUUACUGAUUACUUGACUAGAAAUGGUAAUACUAUUGAACAAGCUGUUACUUUUGAAAAUGCUAUUCCAAUUUCUUCUGGUGAAGAAUUGACCUCUAAAGCUCCAGGUACUAAUGAACCAUAUGCUAAAGUUUCUGGUGAUUACAAUCCUAUUCAUGUUUCGAGAGUUUUUGCUGCUUAUGCUAAAUUACCAGGUACCAUUACUCACGGUAUGUACUCAUCUGGUUCCAUUAGAUCAUUAGUUGAAGAAUGGGCUGCUAAUAAUGUUGCUUCAAGAGUUAGAGCUUUCGAUGUGACAUUCACUGGUAUGGUCUUACCAAAUGAUACUUUACAAACUACUUUGGAACAUGUUGGUAUGAUCAAUGGUCGUAAGAUCAUUAAGAUUGAAACAAAGAAUGUUGAAUCUGACUUAACUGUUUUAUCUGGUGAAGCUGAAAUUGAACAACCAAUCACUACUUAUGUUUUCACUGGUCAAGGUUCUCAAGAACAAGGUAUGGGUAUGGACUUAUACAAUAGCUCUGAAGUUGCUCGUGAUGUUUGGGAUAGAGCUGAUCGUCACUUUGUUGAUAAUUAUGGUUUCUCUAUUCUUGACAUCGUUAAGAAUAAUCCAAAUGAAUUAAUCAUUCAUUUCGGUGGUGCUAAAGGUAGAAAGAUUAGAGACAAUUAUAUGGGUAUGAUGUUCGAAACCAUUUCUGAAGAUGGUUCCAUUAGAUCAGAAAAAAUCUUCAAAGAUAUCGAUCAUACUACUACUUCUCAUACUUUCGUGUCUCCAACUGGUUUGUUAUCUGCUACUCAGUUCACUCAACCUGCUUUAACCUUAAUGGAAAAAGCAUCUUACGAAGAUAUCAAAUCUAAGGGUUUGGUUCCAAGUGAAAUCAUGUUUGCUGGUCAUUCUUUGGGUGAAUAUUCUGCUUUAUCUUCCUUAGCUAACGUUAUGCCAAUCGAAUCAUUAGUCGAUGUUGUUUUCUAUAGAGGUAUGACUAUGCAAGUUGCUGUUCCAAGAGAUGACCAAGGAAGAUCUAAUUAUGGUAUGUGUGCUGUUAACCCUGCCAGAGUUAACCCAACUUUCAACGAUUCCGCUUUAAGAUUUGUUGUUGAUGAAGUUGCUGAAAAGACUGGCUGGUUAUUAGAAAUUGUUAACUACAAUGUUGAAAAUGCCCAAUAUGUUACUGCUGGUGAUUUGAGAGCUUUAGAUACUUUGACCAAUGUCUUGAACGUUAUUAAAUUGAAUAAGAUUGACAUUGUCAAAUUGCAAGCUACUCUUUCCUUAGAUCAAGUUAGAGAACACUUGAAGGAAAUUAUAACCGAAGUAUCUGCUCAAUCUGUUGCUAAACCACAACCUAUUGACUUACAAAGAGGUUUUGCUGUUAUUCCAUUGAAGGGUAUUUCUGUUCCUUUCCACUCUUCUUACUUGAUGUCUGGUGUUAAACCAUUCCAAAGAUUCUUAUGUAAGAAGAUUCCAAAAUCAUCUGUUAAACCAAAUGAUUUGAUUGGUAAAUACAUUCCUAACUUAACUGCUAAACCAUUUGAAAUCACUAAGGAAUACUUCCAAGAAGUUUACAACUUAACUAAAUCAGAAAAAAUUUUAAGCAUCAUCAACAAUUGGGAAUCCUAUGAAUCAGCUUAA